Molecule: messenger RNA, 5598 nt
Organism: Trachemys scripta elegans
Lineage: Eukaryota; Metazoa; Chordata; Testudines; Emydidae
Gene: LARP4B
Product: La ribonucleoprotein 4B
Exons: 17
Coding region: 373-2550 (725 amino acids)
Biological process (GO): positive regulation of translation
Cellular component (GO): cytoplasmic stress granule; cytosol
Molecular function (GO): mRNA 3'-UTR binding
Source: RefSeq, a predicted model, not a curated record
AGCCGGAAGCGGGUCUCUCAUGCGAGCGGGGUGUUGCUGCUUCUGGGAUCAGAGACGUUUUGGGCCCCAAGUCCCGCCGCCGCCUCCUUCUCCACGCGCCCCCUUCCUCGCUGCUGCCGCCGCCUCCUCUCCCCCGGGCCCCGCUCUCCAUCCUCCUCCUCCUCCUGGGAUCCGGCAGCAGCGAGGCCCUGGUGGUGGCGGCGGCGGAGAGAGGCCCCGGCCCCCGCGGAGACCCCGGCAGGAGUGAGAGACCCCGCCCCCCGGAGAGCCCGGCAGCGAGCGGCGAGAGGCCCGGGCGGCAGUGGCUGUUGGUGACAGCUUACCAAGGUGGCCAGUAAAGUUCUCUCUGAGGAGCCAAAAAGCAGACAGCUCAUGACUUCUGAUCAGGACACUAAAGUUGUGGCUGAACCGCAGGUGCAGCAAGUACAAGAAGUUAAAGACAGUUCUCACCUAGAGUCAACCAAGGUUUCUGAGUUAAAUCCUAAUGCAAAGGUAUGGGGGAAUCAUAUGUUACAUUUGGAAGCUAGUGGUGCCACUGAUGGUAGCGUGAACAAAACCUGGGAAGAAAUACCUGACCAUCCUCCAGAUUCCUGCAAAGAAGGACUGGAUGCCAAUGGUGAUGGUGACAAAAAGCAGCAAAAUGCAGUGUUAACAGAACUGCAAGAGCCAACGCUAACAGUUCCAGGGUCGGACCAAAGAGAUAUGAACCCUUUGGCUCUAGAUAAUUCUGAGUAUGAAUCAAUACAUGAAACCACCCAGACAGGAGGAAAUGACCAAUUACAGCCAGAAGGUCAGGAAGACCUACGAGAAGUGCUUAAAAAAACACUGGAGUUCUGCUUAUCUAGAGAGAAUCUUGCCAGUGACAUGUACCUUAUAUCACAGAUGGACAGUGAUCAGUAUGUGCCAAUAAUGACAGUAGCAAACCUUGAUCAUGUCAAGAAACUCAGUACUGAUAUGGAUUUGAUUGUGGAAGUGCUGAGAUCAUUGCCUUUAGUCCAAGUGGAUGAGAAGGGAGAGAAAGUCAGGCCAAAUCAGAAUCGUUGCAUUGUGAUUUUACGUGAAGUACCAGAAUCUACACCCAUUGAAGAGGUUGAAGCGCUCUUCAGGGGAGAUAAUUUGCCUAAAUUUAUCAACUGUGAGUUUGCCUAUAAUGACAAUUGGUUCAUUACAUUUGAGUCAGAAGCUGAUGCACAGCAGGCUUACAGAUACCUUAGAGAAGAAGUGAAAACUUUCCAAGGAAAACCAAUUAAGGCAAGGAUAAAAGCAAAGGCAAUAGCUAUAAAUACAUUUUUGCCAAAGAAUGGAUAUAGACCUCUGGACAUGAACCUCUACACACAACAGCGUUAUACAGCAUCCUUUUAUUUACCUCCAGUAUAUAGUCCCCAACAGCAGUUUCCUCUGUACAGCUUAAUUGCUCCACAGACCUGGUCUACGACACACAGCUAUCUUGAUCCAACAUUGGUAACGCCAUUUCCCAAUGCUGGAUUUAUCAAUGGCUUUACAUCACCAACCUUCAAGCCCCCUGCUUCUCCAUUGACUUCACUCAGACAGUAUCCUCCCAGAAGCAGGAAUCCUAGCAAAUCACAUCUACGGCACACCAUACCCAAUGCAGAAAGGGGACCUGGGCUUCUAGACAGUCCUACAAUAUUCAACUUUUCUGCUGAUCGUUUAAUUAAUGGUGUCAGGAGUCCACAGACAAGGCAGCCGGGGCAAAACAGGACACGGAUGCAAAAUACUACUACAAGUUAUACCAAGAGGGAUAUAGGAACUGGACGAAUGGAACAGACUAAUAUUGACUCUUCCCCUGGUUUAGGAAGAGGAAGGAAAAAUUCAUAUGGCUAUCGAAAGAAAAGGGAGGACAAGUUUACAAGAGGUCAAACGCAGUCUCCGCCACCUCCAAAGCCUCCAUCUCCUAGUUUUGAAUUGGGAUUAUCCAGCUUCCCUCCAUUACCUGGGGCUGCAGGCAAUUUGAAGACUGAAGACUUGUUUGAAAACAGACUGUCCAGUGUCAUAAUGGGAACGUCAAAGGAAAGAAACCUAAAUGUGGAUGCAAGUACAAACACUAUUCCAUCAGGAAUUCCUCGAGAGCCAUUGUUGCCAGCGUCUCCUGCUCUGUCUGGGACGUUUGAAAGGUCUCCUUCCCCAUCCCAGUCUCCUGAUGACUCCAAGGUUGUCGACAAGCAGCAGAGAGACACACAAAGUAUGGAAAGACUUUCUUCCACGCUCAGUACUGCAUGUAAAUCAGUACAAGUCAAUGGGGCUGCCAUAGAACUACGAAAACCUAGUUAUGCAGAGAUUUGCCAGAGAACAACUAAGGAUCCACCUACGUUGCAGCCCCAGAAAGAACAGAAGCCAAACACUGUAGCUUGUGGGAAAGACGAAAGAAAACCCACAGAAACAAUAGAGAAAAACAGAGAACCCCCUCCCACAAAGUCAAAUCCAGGACAGCCCAAAGACCAGAGGAGACAGUCAGGGCGCAGAUCGCCCCCUCCAGCCGUUGGGAAACGUUUAAAUAAAGAACAGAACACCCCCCCAAAGUCUCCUCAGUGAAACUAAUGCUUGGGAGGGGGUUGAAAAGAGUUCUACUUCCCACAAAUUAAAACCCAUGUUCCCACUCAGAGUACAGAGAAUGAGUUGCUGGCUAGGGAGCUUGCAGUGCUGCUAGGCAUAUAGAAUGCCUGCAAGUUUUUUCUUCUAUGAAAUAAUUUUUUACCCUCUUGAGCAAACGUUCUAUUUUUCCAGGAUUUAAUUGAUCUAAACCUUAUAUUUAGGUUGGUGCUUAACUGGAGGUGAUGCUUAGUCUGAUUAUUUUCAAGAUAGAAAAUGUGUUGUCUUAAAAAAAUCAAUUUUUUUAUCAAGCCUCCUUAUGGCAAUAUGAAUACAAGCUCAAUAUAGUGAGUAUUCCUGAACUAUUAAGCAGAACUGUGCUGCUGCAAUUUUUUAAUAAACUAGUCUGCAAGUAACUAUAUCUCUAAAAUGUCCAAAAGACUGAUAAUGGCAGCUAGCGUAGAGCAUGAAAAAAAGUAUAUCGUACAAAAUAGUAUGAAUAUGACCUUGAGGGUUUUUUUAUUGGGCUGCUGUUCCAAGUAUCAGUUAAUAAACUUGCACUUUUAGGUUAAACUAAUAGUUGAUUAUAGCAUUUUUUUAAAACUAAUCUUUUUUUGAUGUCUUCUGCAAAAAAAAAAAAAAGUAAGUCCUCCAGAGAGCACCAAUAGAGAUUUUCUAAAAUAUUUAUGUUUGGAUGUACUGCAAGCAAGUAACCAGCUUCUCACUCCAGAAUAAAAUGAAUACUAUAAUUUCCAAAUACAAAGCACAUUGUGAAUAGAAAAAAAAAAAAAUGUGAGGUCGUGAGCUUCUAUAGUGGUGAAGCCUGCUAAUGGCUGUUAUCACAAGAAAGCACAGUAGUGUUCUUGUGAUGAUCUAAACUUCCCCCUCACCAGGAUGGAGUUAACUAGUCAUUACUGUACUUUCUAGUUUAUCCCUGUGCUCAGUGUAGACUUUUUUUUAACUUGGCCCCAAGUGCUCUUUGAAAGAGUUCAUAUCUUAGUCAGCCUAGUGUUGACGUCUUCCUGUAACUACAAGCAUUGGCAUGUGGAUUUAAAUUUUUCUAACCUUGAGAGAAUGGUAUUUGUUUUUUGUGGUGGAGGAAGAGAUCCCUGCUAUUUACCUCUGGGAUGAGGUUUCUCACACUUGUAUUUACUUUAGAAGUGAUGCGCUUUCUGAAGGACAAGGAUGCACUAAAUUAGCAAGCUUCUAAUAAAGUUGAAUAUAAAUUAUUUUUGUUUUAAAAUGCCUAAAAAUUUUCUUUAAGUGUUUAAAUAGCAGGCAGUUCAGAUAAACCUCUUUCCUGCUGAAUAUAACAGUACAGUUUAUUCCACAAAAAUGUUUGUUUAAACAACUGAUUUUUUUAAAGAAUUAUUUCCAUCCAAUAUUUAAAGACUUGAAUUUUAUUUAAACUUGAAAAUGACUUUGCCUUAACUUUUGUAUAAGACAGCUUAGAGUUAAUGAAGUCUGACCCCCUUAAGGGUUAGCAUGAGUUAAUUACAGAAUUACUCAGUUACAGUAUGUAUCUAUUGUCACUGGUCUUACUGGGUAAACAUACUGUAGUACAGGAACUAGCAGCAGUUUUUGUAAUAUACCUUAAAGAUCUUAAACAGUUGAUCUUUUUCAGAUUGUUGAAAAAUCUGUAAAUGCAAAUAGUCAAUACUGUAUUAAAUAUGUGCACUUGGAAGUGUGUGCUUUGCUUGUACAGUUGUAAAUAAUCAGAACAUAUAAAAAGGUACCCUAAAGAAAAAAAAUCUGAUAAAAAUUAUUGAUAUAUUAUAAAUGUUGCUGUUGAGCUGGAUGUAGAUAAACUAAAUGUUGUGGUUUGAAUAUUACUUUAAUUUGUUGUUUUUUGUUUUUUAUUUUAUUCUGGUGUGCUGAACUGACUCUGCCUCUUCACUGCAAAAGGGAAAUGGAAAGAAAGUCUUAUUUCAAAGCCCUCAAAUGUUUUCAUAAUAGUCUCUCUAAAAGUGUGCAUUUCAACCAAUAGGUGUUCCGUAACAUAAUGUAAAUAGCAAACUCUGGCAGUCUAGCAGUUCAGCUGAAAUUUUAAAAAUCCCAGUCAUAAAAUCAAAUAAAUUCAUUGGGAUAAUAGUUCAAAUCACCAGGAAAAAACACCCUGAAGCUUAUUUAACCACCUCUUCCAGGGAGAGUAUCCAUGCUUACGUAGAUGGAUAAUGACAUUGACUAUGGCUGUGUGUAAAAAUAACUUAAAAAAAAAAUAAAGUAGCAGUUAAUUUCCUAGCAAUUUUUAUACUGCAGACAUCUGAUGGCAAUGAAUUGACCUUUUAAAUCCAGCCUGCCGUGUACUGCAGAGUUGGUUAACAUGGGCAAGAUGGGAUUUGUUUGUUCCUUGGUUAAAAAGCACACUUUGAAUUCCGUUGGAGGAGAUAGGACUCUGACAAUAGUGAACAUCAACAAAAUUUAGAAACCAGUUCUGUCAUUGGAUUUUAAUACUUAUCCUUUCCCCAAUGGGCAGUGAAAAUGGCAGCUAGACUUGUAUAUGGUUUAGGCCAGCUGUGUGAUUUGUUGUUUGCCUGCUGAAAGUAUAAAUCUCAACAGCUGCAAACAAUACAAAAUGGUCACUUACAGCACCAGUGUACAGCUAAUCAUAAUAGCCAACUGGGACAUAAGGUAAUAUAUUGAGACCAGCGGAUUGUGUUGUGCUGUUCUAAUGUAUUCUGCUGCCAUUUGUACUAGGUCAAUACACUGUAAUUACUGCUUACCCAGCAACAGUCUGUUGCAACAGGAGUUUAAACCUUGCUCUGAUGUGGUUUUAUAGCUUUUUAAAAAUAAGCAAAAGUGACCUGCCAAGUAGCUGUAUAUAAUAUACAAAAACUUAUCUUUGCUGCAUUUACUUUGAGAUUUUUCCACUCAGUGACAAAAUGGACUUUCAGAGUAGAAAGUUGUGAUGUUGCAUGCAGACUGUUGCUAUGGUUCCUAUAGCUAUUAACAUGUGGCUUUUAAAAAGUUAAAAGGAAAAAUUCCUCCCAGAAAGCAGUAUCUGAGUUACAGGUUCAGAGAUAAAGUAAUUAAAAUUGGCAUUUUAACUUG